Molecule: messenger RNA, 1413 nt
Organism: Selaginella moellendorffii
Lineage: Eukaryota; Viridiplantae; Streptophyta; Lycopodiopsida; Selaginellales; Selaginellaceae
Product: cytochrome P450 72A15
Exons: 4
Coding region: 406-1413 (335 amino acids)
Molecular function (GO): iron ion binding; heme binding; oxidoreductase activity, acting on paired donors, with incorporation or reduction of molecular oxygen
Source: RefSeq, a predicted model, not a curated record
UCUUGGUGUAACAGAAGAGAGGUGGGUUGGAGAUUUGCUGAAUUGGCGUGAAGAAAUCGGGACCCGCUGAAGAAGUCUUCGGGAAAACAACGGUUUCUCGAUUGCUGGGAUUGAAAGAAUGUACUUCAAAGAACUCGAAUCUCGAUGAAUACAAAAAGAAUCUCUUCUCUACCGUGUAGAAGCUGAAGAAGCGAACUCAAACACCUCUUCCUUUUGGCAGGCAUUGGUCCAAAUUCCUUGGAAGCGACAGCCAAUGUGGUAAAACCCAGCCAGUCAUCUCUCGCCACGGUAGGGCACCAAACAAUUUUUUUUUUUCGCAGAUCGCUUGGCGCUCAAGCAAGGUACUAUAGUAUAUAAACUUGCUCACAUUAUUCCCUCAAAGGAAAUCUCUUAAAUCUUUUGUCCAUGGCGCCACUGUGGCUAUGGACGAUCGCGGCGUUAUGCGUAGGUCUGGUGUGGAAGGCGGUGACGAAGCUCUUGCUCAAGCCCUGGAUCCUCGAGGCCAAGCUGCGGCGGCAGGGUAUUCGGGGCCCGCCCAGGUCGAUUCUCUCAGGAAAUGUCAAGCACAUAUUUGAGAUCCGGACUCACGUCGAGGCCAAAUGCAUCGAAGGGCCGAUCACCCACGAUAUCAUGGACUAUGUCCAGCCACACCACCUCCAGUGGGCUAAACUCUAUGGACAACCAUUGCGGUGGUGGUGGGGAAGCGAGCCUGGCGUUGUUCUUACGGACCUCGACAUGAUCAAAGAGGUGCUCUACAACAAGGCUGGAGCGUUUUGGAACUCCAACUGGCAGCGUCAGCUCCAGAUCGAUCUCCUGGGCCGAGGCAUGGCCGUCGUGAAUGGAGACGAGUGGGCGUUGAGGCGUCGCAUCCUCGCACCGGCCUUUCACGCCGACAAGAUCAAGCUCAUGGUCAGCGGCAUGCGAGAUUGCGUAGCAGACAUGCUGGAGAAAUGGAAUGCUCUCACAGAAGGCAAAGAAGAGCCCAUCGAACUGGAAGUUUGCAAGGAGCUCACGACACUAACGUCGGACAUUAUCUCUCGAGCGGCAUUUGGCAUCAGCUACAAGCAGGGCCACAGAGUUUUCGAGCUGCUGGAUCAAGUGGGCGAGCUCGUCUACCGCAAAUUUUCAUCGCAAUGGAUACAGAGCAAGCUUCCAUUCUCCAAGAUCAACCGCGAUAUCAAAGCCGUCAAUGCCGAGGUGCGCUCGACGCUGGAAGAGAUUGUCCAAGUCCGGAAGGAUCAAACGGCGGCGGGAGAGAUCGAGGGCUAUGGAAGUGAUCUCCUCGGAGUGAUGCUCAAGGAAGUCGACGCGGAGCACUAUGAUGCAAAGACCGGGCUCUCCUUCACCAUUGAUGGCUUGAUGGAGGAAUGCAAGACGUUCUACAUCGCGGGACACAAUACCUCGGCUAAGUAG